AUGGCUUACCUCAAUGCGACCGGCCUGCUGGACAAGAACGCUUCAUAUUUCAUUAAUGACACGCAUAUUCACCACAACGGAACCUGGACAUGGAUACCGAGCCUCCCAUACUUGAAUUUAACUGGUAACCGAGGAGGUGGUGUCGCUCACCAGACCGAACCUGAUCCAGCUUCAUCAAUCAGUAGAGACGAUGCAGCGUGGGUGCUCACUGCUACAUUCAUCAUUUUUACAAUGCAAUCAGGGUUUGGGCUGCUGGAGGGAGGUUGCGUGUCCAUCAAGAACGAGACCAACAUCAUGGUGAAGAAUGUGGUUGACGUCGUGCUAGGAGGCAUCACAUACUGGAUGUUUGGGUACGGCUUGUCUUUUGGAACGGCGCGGGGAUCAAAUCCUCUCUUUGGUUGGGGGAGCUUUUUCCUGAACGCCGAUGAAGAUACCAUGGGCGAUGUCUACACGACCUUCUUCUUCCAGCUCUCAUUCGCCACGACAGCCACCACUGUCGUAUCCGGAGCCGUGGCGGAGAGGUUCAACUUCGUAGCGUACGUGAUCUUCAGCAGCGUAAACACGAUUGUGUAUUGUAUACCUGCGGGCUGGUUGUGGUCCAAGAGAGGGUUCCUUUACCAGAUGGGCGUGAUCGACAUCGCAGGAUCUUGCGGCGUUCAUCUGUGUGGUGGCGCCUCUGCUUUCCUGGCUGCGGUGAUGGUGGGCCCCCGCUUGGGUCGCUACGAUCACUCGGACGCUCCUCUUCCUAUGGGGUCGCCCACCACCGCCAUCUUGGGCAUGUUUAUGCUCUGGUGGGGCUGGCUGGGCUUCAAUUGCGGCAGUACCUUCGGAAUACAAGACCACAAAUGGAAGUACGCAGCACGAACGGCCGUCACGACGAUCCAAGCGAGCAUCGGAGGAGGGAUUGCUGGCAUGAGCAUUUCUUGGUACAAGAACCGGCAGCUGGAGAUCGGGGACGUUGUAAACAGCAUCUUAGGAGCGCUGGUCUCCAACACUGCGGGAUGCGCUUUAUAUACGACCUAUGAAGCCUUAUUGGUAGGCACGGUCGGAGGAACUAUAGCUGUCCUCACCAUGCCACUCAUCGACAAACUGCACGUUGACGACCCUGUUGGUGCCACGUCUGUGCAUGGCUUAUGCGGACUGUGGGCCAUGAUUGCAAUUGGACUCUUCGUCAAGGCUGACAACUUACUUGCAAUGACUAACGGCAGAUCUGGAUUGCUAAGAGGAGGAGGAUUUUACCUGCUUGGAGUCCAGCUCCUCGCCUGUCUGGUCGUCAUCUUGUGGUCCAUGAUAGUUACCUUCAUUUUGUUAAAGAUCAUAGAUAAAUUUAUGGUACCAAUCCGAAUGAGCGAGUGGGAGGAGCUUGUGGGUGCCGACUUUGCGGAGCACGGCUUCAGGAGGAGAGGUGCAGGCAUCACCCGAGCCACUUCCGUGCUCGGCUUCCAGCACCACGGCCACGACUACUCCACCAUACCCGUGCAGGGGGAUAACCCUUGCCAUGUCUCAGUUUUGCAGCGGCUGAGCGCCCUCCAUUCUCGCCCUGGUUCUAGGCUUUCUUCAGCAAUCGCGAAAAUAUCCAAACGAAUUAUAUCAACAAACGAUUCCCAAAAUCGCUUUGCUAACAAGAUCAGCAUCAUCGAUGAAGAUGAAAUACCCGAACAUUUCGUUCAUCCCUUCGGCAGCCUGGGUCCAGCUGCCUCACGGCUGGAAAUCAACCGCAGAGUCACGUCAGCGCGUGACGCGCCUUCUUCGGCGGGCUCUGGUUCUAGAGUGUGGUUUGAUGCGGAAACGAUCCCAUAA
Molecule: messenger RNA, 1800 nt
Organism: Hyalella azteca
Lineage: Eukaryota; Metazoa; Arthropoda; Malacostraca; Amphipoda; Hyalellidae
Product: putative ammonium transporter 3
Exons: 11
Coding region: 1-1800 (599 amino acids)
Biological process (GO): ammonium homeostasis; ammonium transmembrane transport
Cellular component (GO): membrane
Molecular function (GO): ammonium channel activity
Source: RefSeq, a predicted model, not a curated record